AUGAGGGGUCAUCAACGCCGAUGGGCCUCGGACUCGGUCCCGGACAAGACGAUAGCCAGCGGCACUACGUCUCCCGGGACCGAGUCCACCUCGGGAGAGGAGUUCGUCGAGGUGACCCUAGAUUUGCAGGACGACAACACUAUCGUCCUGCGCAGCGUCGAGCCGGCGACGGUGGUUAAUAUUCCCGACGACGGAGAGGCGACUCCGGCGUCUUCCUCGAGGUCGUCGUCGAUAAGGCGGAGCUCGUCCAAUAGUAGAAUCCGGCAGUUUUCUCAGGAGCUGAAAGCGGAGGCGGUGGCCAAGGCUAAGCAGUUUUCACAGGAGCUGAAAGCCGAGCUGAAGCGAUUCUCGUGGAGCCAUGGAAAUGCGUCGCGCGUGCUCGCUGCUUCUUCUGCGAUUGCUUCUCAGAAUAAUGGAGGAGGCGCCGGGAGCGGUUACCAUGACUCGGCUCUGGCGGCGAGGGCUCUGAGGAGGCAGAGGGCUCAGCUGGACCGAACCCGCUCCGGAGCGCAGAAAGCGCUCCGGGGACUGAGAUUCAUCAGCAACUGCAAGAGUAAGAGCAAUGGCUUGGAUGCAUGGAACGAGGUCGAGAGCAAUUUCUACAAGCUCGCCAAAGACGGCAACCUCUACCGUGCCGACUUCGCCCAAUGCAUAGGAAUGAAAGAUUCAAAGGAGUUUGCUCUGGAACUGUUUGAUGCGCUCGGCCGGAGACGAAGAUUGAAGGUGGAUAAAAUCAGCAAGGACGAGCUUUACGAGUUUUGGUCGCAAAUUUCCGAUCAGAGUUUCGAUUCAAGACUUCAGAUCUUCUUCGACAUGGUGGACAAAAACGAAGAUGGAAGAAUUACCGAAGAAGAAGUGAAAGAGAUCAUCAUGCUGAGUGCUUGCGCCAACAAGCUAUCAAGAUUGAAGGAACAAGCAGAGGAAUAUGCAGCUUUGAUCAUGGAAGAGUUGGAUCCUGAGAGACUUGGCUAUAUUGAGCUAUGGCAAUUGGAGACCCUUUUGCUCCAAAAGGACACCUACCUAAACUACAGCCAAGCACUGAGCUACACGAGCCAAGCACUGAGCCAGAACCUCCAAGGCCUCCGAAGGAGAAGUCCAAUACGCAGAAUCAGCAGCAAAUGCAUUUACUACUUGCAAGAGAACUGGAAGAGGCUCUGGGUUUUGACACUCUGGGUGUGCAUUAUGAUCGGACUCUUUACGUGGAAGUUCUUCCAGUACAAGCAGAAAAACUCGUUUCAGAUAAUGGGGUACUGUCUUCUCACGGCCAAGGGCGCGGCGGAGACGUUGAAGUUCAACAUGGCUCUGGUGCUGUUACCGGUGUGUAGAAACACCAUCACUUGGCUGAGGAACACCAGGGUCGGCUUCGUUGUGCCUUUCGAUGAUAAUAUCAACUUCCACAAGAGUAUUGCUGCAGCCAUUGUAAUUGGUGUCAUUCUCCAUGCUGGGAAUCAUCUUGCUUGUGAUUUUCCGAGGCUUAUAAAGGUGCCAGAAUCAGUUUAUGAGGAGUAUUUGCAUGAUGACUUUGGAACGCAUAAACCGACAUACUUGGAUUUGGUUAAAGGUGCCGAGGGAGUGACUGGAAUUUUAAUGGUGAUAUGCAUGACAAUUGCUUUCACACUCGCAACAAAAUGGUUCAGGCGGAGCCUCAUUAAGCUGCCGAAGCCCUUCAAUAGGCUCACUGGUUACAAUGCAUUCUGGUAUUCUCAUCACCUAUUUGUCAUCGUCUAUGCCUUGCUCAUUAUCCAUGGAGUCUUCCUCUAUCUUGUGCACAAAUGGUACCUGAAGACGACUUGGAUGUAUCUCUCCGUUCCAGUUUUACUAUAUGCUGGUGAAAGAAUCCUGAGAGUCUUCCGGUCAGGCUUUUCUACUGUCCGGCUUCUCAAGGUUGCUAUAUAUCCUGGAAAUGUUCUCACAUUGCAAAUGUCUAAGCCACCUCAGUUUAAAUACAAAAGUGGACAGUACAUGUUUGUUCAGUGCCCAGCUGUUUCCCCAUUUGAGUGGCAUCCGUUUUCUAUUACGUCUGCUCCCGGAGAUGACUACCUUAGCGUUCACAUCCGUCAGCUUGGUGACUGGACACAAGAGCUUAAGAGGGUAUUCUCAGAAGCCUGUGAGCCUCCCUUAGCAGGGAAGAGUGGCCUACUAAGGGCUGAUGAGACCACCAAGAAAAGUUUGCCCAAGCUUUUGAUAGAUGGACCUUAUGGAGCGCCGGCACAAGACUAUCGGAAGUAUGAUGUCCUGUUGCUUGUUGGACUUGGGAUUGGGGCAACACCUUUCAUUAGUAUUUUGAAAGAUUUGCUCAACAAUAUUGUCAAAAUGGAGGAACAGGCAGAUUCUCUCUCAGAUUUCAGUAGAAAUUCAGACCUAAGUUCAGGAAGUACAGAUUCUCCCAACAAGCUUAAUCCGAAACGAAAAAAGACUCUGAAGACCACUAAUGCCUACUUCUAUUGGGUAACUAGGGAACAAGGCUCAUUUGAUUGGUUCAAAGGAGUGAUGAAUGAAGUUGCGGAUCAAGAUCAAAGGGGUGUCAUUGAGAUGCACAACUACUUGACUAGUGUGUAUGAAGAAGGCGACGCUCGAUCAACACUAAUCACCAUGGUUCAAGCUCUCAACCAUGCUAAGAAUGGGGUUGACAUUGUAUCUGGCACUAGGGUUCGUACUCAUUUUGCAAGGCCUAACUGGAAGAAAGUUUUCUCUAAAUUUUGCUCCAAGCACUAUGGUGCAAGGAUAGGGGUAUUCUAUUGUGGAGCACCAGUUUUGGCCAAAGAACUCAGCAAGCUUUGCUAUGAGUUCAAUCAAAAAGGUCCAACCAAAUUUGAAUUUCACAAGGAGCACUUUUGAAAGAUUCUUGGAAUGCAUAUAUAAGUAUAUAUAGCACUCUUGCCUCAGCUUCUCCAUUCAACUCCAUCACUUCCAUUCAACUCCAUUACUUGCAGAGUAAGAAAUUUUGCAUUAAUCGUAGGUCAAUAAAAUGAAGAGUAAUUUGUACAGUCUUGGGUAGAAAAAAGAAAAACAAACAGUGAUGUAUACAAGUGUUAGUAUUUAGUCAUAUAUGUAAAUCAAAGCAAUAGCACAACCAGAAGAAAUGUUCUGGUUAGUGAGAUUGAUGAUUAGGAAUCUCAGUGAUGCAAUAUUAGCCCUGCACUGUACUAGUGGUCUGAGAUGGGAUUAUAGGUGAGGUAGAGCAAGUGACCUAAACUGUCAUUGUUGGGGAAGGUACCAGCUUAGAGUGUGGUACAGCUACCGUGGAGAAGUUGACCCAAGAUUGGUAAAAGAUUUGAAUGGGGUGAGUGGUAGACACCCAUUGGUGGGCAGAAGAAGACAGUUUGGAAAAGGAGAGUGAAACUGAGGAAGGUUCUCUGGACUUGUGGGAUGAGGUGAGGUGGGAGUGAGAUGGUUCUGUCUGUUUGAGGAAAAUCUUCAUGUUCAUCUUUUGUGAAAGUGGGCUCAGAGAAUCCUUCUAGAAUUUGAGGAUGAUGAUGCAGAGGACCACGUGGAAAUGCAAUUAUUUUUUAUAGGGUACUUUACAAUAAUGGAGUUUUGGCUUUAAAUGAGGAUCAUACUUCUAAGUUUUUCUCAUUGGGGGUCAGAUCCUGAGAUCCAUAUAUAUGAAUGGAAGCAUAACAUUGCAGUAUCUUUUGGAAGAUUUUGGUAUCCAAUGUACAGAAAAGAAUUAGUUCAUUAUAGUCUGAACUCAGAACUUGAAUCCCACAUAUAUAUUUGUUCUUCUGGUAUUCCUAUGCUUCAAUAAAAGAUACUCCUCAGAUGAUCUCAUAAUCACAA
Messenger RNA from Fragaria vesca subsp. vesca, 3780 nucleotides. Its product is annotated as respiratory burst oxidase homolog protein A-like. Bases 1 to 2838 code for a protein of 945 amino acids. Lineage: Eukaryota; Viridiplantae; Streptophyta; Magnoliopsida; Rosales; Rosaceae. Gene Ontology annotation, molecular function: NAD(P)H oxidase H2O2-forming activity; calcium ion binding; peroxidase activity. Gene Ontology annotation, cellular component: plasma membrane. The transcript has 14 exons. The record is from RefSeq and is a predicted model, not a curated record.